This is a messenger RNA of Tribolium castaneum (red flour beetle), 1568 nucleotides long. RefSeq names its product spermine oxidase. The record is from RefSeq and is a predicted model, not a curated record. NCBI's taxonomy places the organism in Eukaryota, Metazoa, Arthropoda, Insecta, Coleoptera, Tenebrionidae. Gene Ontology annotation, molecular function: polyamine oxidase activity. The transcript has 2 exons. The coding region runs from base 54 to 1481 and encodes 475 amino acids.
CGAUUUUGUACAAAUAAACAUUUCACCAGUUUUGAUAAAUCAUUAGAUUAAAAAUGUCGCGUUUGUGUGUUUUAUUUUUUCUUGCUUUCUUCAAUUUUGGUAUUUUGGCAAAUCCUUCCGUUGUUAUAAUCGGCGCUGGGCCUUCAGGAAUAGCGGCAGCAACAAAACUUCUACAAAACGGAAUCCACGACAUUAAAAUCCUCGAAGCUGAGGAUCGAAUUGGUGGCCGAAUAAAUUCCGUCCACUUUAGUGAUGGAAUUGUUGAUUUGGGGGCACAAUACUGCCAUGGAGAGAAAGGCAAUGUUGCCUAUAAUCUAGCAAAGGAUUUGGACGUCCUUGAGCCAGGCUUAAGGUCCCUUCAAAACAAUGUCUACUACUCGAACGGCUCACGACUCGACCCCGAUCUGAUCGAAGAAUUGAGACAAGUGUAUUUGAAAUAUGACCAAAACGAAAACUAUGACACUAAAGGAAAAUCUUUGGGAGACGUGUUUAUCCAAAAAUACAAUACGACACUGUUCCCCAAACAUUUAAACAGCGAAACUGAGUCAUUAUUGAGCGAAGGGUUGCGGUUCCUGGAAGGUUACGUUCUAAUCCACGAAGGUGCCUUUUCCUGGUUUAAUGUGUCGGCUGACUGUGACUAUGUCCAAUGCGAGGGGAACCAAGCCCUGACCUGGAAAGGGGGCUACAAGACCGUCCUCAAAAUCAUGAUGGACGGCUUACCAAUCGACGAAAAAAUUCGUCUCAAAACCAGAGUCGAACAAAUCAAUUGGGACAAAAACACAGUCACAGUUUUAGCAUCAAAUAACCGGACGUAUUCGGCCGAUUAUGCAAUUUUCACCCCAUCUGUUGGUGUUUUAAAACGCCACAAAUUAUUCACUCCAAAUCUACCAAUCGCCAAGCAAAAAUCAGUCGAAGCCACCGGUUUUGAAGGCGUAAUGAAAGUCUUCCUGCACUUCCCUCAAAAAUGGUGGGGGGACUCCGACCAAGCGUUUGCAUUUUUCUGGAGCCAGAAGGACCUGAAGCUGAUAUGGGACAAACCAUGGGUGACCCAAGUCCGCUACAUCCUCAAAGUCCCCCAUAAUUCCAACGUAUGGGUGGCCUGGAUCACGGGCGAUUUGGUUCCAGAAAUUGAAAAACUACCAUUGGAGGUUUUCAAGAUUGGGGUUAAAUUCGUCUUGGAGCGGUUUUUGAACGGGAAAUACCACGUGACCGAGAUUGGGGAUGUUCUUAGAUCGAAUUGGUGCACAAACCCUAAUUUUGGCGGCACUUAUUCAUUCACGAGAGUUGGGUUUUACAAUAAGGGGUUCUCGCAUCAGGAGAAACUAGCUGAGCCUUUGCUAAAUGAGGGAAAGCCGGUGGUUUUGUUUGCAGGGGAGGCGACACAUCCUGUGCACUUUCAGACCGUUCAUGGGGCUAUUGAGACGGGGUAUCGGGAGGCGGAAAGGAUAAUUCGCAUUCACAACCAUACAAAUAAAAUUUAAUUGUUCAAAUAAAAAACUAUAUUUCCUAAAACAUUAAAUUAUUUUGUAAGUUUUUUUUAGAAAUCUUAAAUAAAUCCAUUUCUAGAG